Messenger RNA from Dermacentor andersoni, 2018 nucleotides. RefSeq names its product disintegrin and metalloproteinase domain-containing protein 10-like. Gene Ontology annotation, biological process: membrane protein ectodomain proteolysis; Notch signaling pathway. NCBI's taxonomy places the organism in Eukaryota, Metazoa, Arthropoda, Arachnida, Ixodida, Ixodidae. Gene Ontology annotation, cellular component: plasma membrane. The record is from RefSeq and is a predicted model, not a curated record. Gene Ontology annotation, molecular function: metalloendopeptidase activity.
AUGGCGCUCGAGAUAUGCACCGCUCAGCCGCUGAACCCGUUUGUGCGCUACUACGAGCCACUUUCGUAUCAGCCUGUCAACGUCACAGGAAAGGCUCGCUGUAAGCGUUCUGCGUCCAGGGAGCACCGUGACACCCACAGCGUGGAGUUCACCUUUAGAGCUCACAAGAGAGAGUUUAGAUUGCGCCUUGCACGUGACCGCUCCUCUUUCUCGGAUGACUUCGUCUUAGUCACGAGACGUGGCGCCACCGACGCCGACCUCGACCACAUCUAUUCUGGCUACGUGGUGGGCGCAGACAACAGCCGCGUCAUAGGAGCCGUCAUUGACGGCGUGUUCACCGGCCGUAUUGUGCUGUCCACCGAUGAGGAAUUCUACGUUGAGCGCGCCACUCGGUUCCUGGCGGUCUCUAAACCGGGGCCGUUCCACUCGGUGAUCUACUCGGCCCGUGACGUCACUAUGGGAAACAGCGCCUUCUGUGGCGUGGAAGACCUCGGCCAAACCGACACGCAUGCCAACUUGCAUCAGCAUCGCGAGGCUUCUUCAAAGGCAACCGGACGCCAUCGCUUAAAACGCUCGCUGCGGACUUCUGCACAGCAGCUCAGCACCGAGUCUGACGUGACGCGUGGAUCUGUCACUCACAAGUGGCCUUCGGCGAAUCGGCCUAAGCUACUGCAGAAGCGCACAGCUCUGAGCGCAGGCGUCGCUGAACGCCGCCGCGGAUUGCCGUACCAGCCGUUGAAGCGCGUGUGUCACCUACAGAUCAACGUUGACCAUCUGCUCUUCGAAGCCGUGCUUCAGGACGUUGAAGGCGACGUGGUCCGUGCUUACGACACCGUCACGGCUAUGGUUGCUUCGCACGCGGCCUCAGCCUCCGAGAUUUUCGGCGCCACCAACUUCCUGGGCAUCACAGGCAUUUCGUUCGCCGUGCAGCACGUCCAGAUCAACGACUCCUCCGCUUGCGAGGGCCAGCGCCAACGUACGAAUCCGUUCUGCUGGGAAAACCUGGACGCCAUUCACCUGCUGGCUAAGCUGUCGCUUUCUGACUACAGCGCCUACUGUGCCUCGUACCUGUGGACGCACCGCAAUUUUCCCGGUGGACUUCUUGGCGUAGCCUACAUGGCUGAAGGCGGCGGCUACCCUGGCGGCAUCUGCGAGCCCUACCAGCGUACUGGGGAGGGCGAAGGGGGCAUGCGGCGCUCCGCCUUUGCGAGCCUCAACACUGGUAUCAUCACUUUCCAGAACCACAACGGCCGCGUUCCCCAGCGCGUCACCGAGAUAACAUUCGCGCACGAGCUGGGACACAACUUCGGGUCGCCCCAUGACUUUCCCGCGGAGUGUGUUCCGGGCGGCACCGACGGCAACUACGUCAUGUUCGCCAACGCGCAGACUGGCAGCGCGCCAAACAACCGCAAGUUUUCGCCCUGCAGCGUGGCCAACAUUUCCAUCGUCCUCGACGAGAUGUUCACGGGUGAAGGGACGCGCCCGAAUUGCUUUCAGGAACCAACGGCUCCGUUCUGCGGCAACAUGAUCCGUGAAGAAACAGAGGAAUGCGAUUGCGGUGACGACAACUGUCUCGACAGGUGCUGCUAUCCGCGCAAGCAUCCCAAGCGUUGCACUCUGCGUGCUGGCGCCAAGUGCAGCCCGACCAACGGUGCCUGCUGCAGCGAGAACUGUGCCAUUCAUAACACCACGCAACCCUGCCGACCAGAAGAUGAGUGCCAGUACGCGACUUUCUGCGAUGGCAUGAACAGCGAGUGUCCUCCGUCGGCUUGGAAGCCCGAUGGGACGUUGUGCAACCGAGGCACGCAGCUCUGCGAGGCCGGAGAGUGCCAGCACUCUGUCUGCCGCCAGUACAACUUGAACCAGUGCUUCCUCACCGGCCCCGGCCGCACGCCCGAACAGAUGUGCCUCAUCGCUUGCCAGGAGGACCGUGAGUGAUGGCGCUUGUUCACCAGCCGAUGUGAUAGCCGCUGGCAUGAACGCGUGCGUGUUUGUGCGCUCGUGGUUGCGGCUGCGCA